GAGAGAGAGAGAGAGUGUAAGCUGAUGCUCGCCGCAGACUGCAACGGCGCUCGAGAAACACAAUACUGUCCGCUCUCCUCUCCGAGCGUGAGGUUAUAGAAUUUGCCCGUGUCUGUCGACUCUCUCUCCCUCCGUAAGAUGUGCCGACAGCGUCUCGUCGCCCGCUACUUCUGAAUGCCAUGUCCGACUCGAGUUCACCGAGUCUUCUCAGCAACCUCCGGAACUUUCGCUUCCAGAAGAAGCCAGUCAAGAAGAUGUUCACGUCUGACGACGACAGUAAUUUAGCUGCUCCGGAGGUACGUCGAAAGCCUGUCAAUCGAAUCGUUGACAGCGACAGCGAUGGAGAGCAUCCUGCCAAGGACUCAGCUUCAACAUCUGAUUCGGAGCAGAGUUCAGAUAUCAAGGAAAAGGAGCAGAAACUCAAGUACCUGACCAAAUUGUUUCCGCACUUUGACAAUAUUCAUCUCCAAGAUGCGCUACUAAAAGCAAAUUGGGACGAGGAAGUGGCUAAACAGAAGCUCGAAGAAAGCCGCAAAAGACCAUCUGAAAAAAGUCAAAAAUCAAAGAAACACAAACGAAAAAAGCAGGAUGCCGAUGAAGGUGGGGAUGCUGACUCAGAUGAUGGAGGGCAUUUUAGCAAAGAGAAAGUUUUCGAUAGUGAUGAUGAUUCAGAUGUUGAGGUGUCCAACGAUUUAACGGGUGAUAAAAAAGCAGUAUUACAAUUCAUGCAAAAUGCAUUACCUACGGAAUUACUGUUAAUGAAUCAGUGUUCGCAAAAGAAGGUAAAUGCAAUCAUUGAAGCUAGACCAUUUGAUGACUGGAGAGACCUAGUUACAAAGUUCCAGAACAUCAAGUUUUUAGAUACUGACCUUCUUAAUUCAGCUCAGGAUUUACUACAAACUAGAAACGUCAUAGGGACUUUAAUGAAAAAAUGUCUUAAAUUAUCUGAGAAAAUGGAAAAGGCAAUAUCUGCUGGUGCAUCAACUAUUAAAGAACAACCAAAGGGAUUAGCUGAUGGUUUGAAAUUGGCACCUUAUCAAAUGGUAGGUUUGAAUUGGUUGGCAGUGUUGCACGCGCAAAAUGUUAAUGGUAUUUUAGCUGAUGAGAUGGGACUAGGAAAGACAGUGCAGGUCAUUGCUUUUCUGACCUAUCUCAAAGAAGCAGGUCUUACCAAGGAAGAUGAUGGUCCUCAUUUAAUUAUCGUGCCUAGUUCAACUAUAGAAAACUGGAGCAAUGAGUUAGAACGAUGGUCUCCGGGUCUUAAUGUAGUUAAAUAUUACGGUCAACAAGACGAACGUAGACAAAUGAGAUUCGGCUGGAGAAACGGAGAUUUGGAUGAUGUUGAUAUUAUAUUAACCACGUACAAUCUUAUUAGUAGCACACCGGAGGAACGUCGAUUGUUCCGCGUUAUGUCUACAAAAUACGUAAUUUUUGACGAAGCUCACAUGUUAAAAAAUAUGAGUACAUCACGAUACGAAAAUUUAUUUAAGAUAAAUGCACAACAUAGAAUUCUUUUAACUGGCACUCCCCUCCAAAACAAUUUAUUAGAAUUGAUGUCAUUACUCAUAUUUGUCAUGCCGUCGAUGUUUGCUGGUAAACAAGACGACUUGAAAAGUCUUUUUUCUAAAAAUCCCAAAAUUGCUGCAAACAAAUCCAGCGAAGAUAAACCACUUUUUGAAGAAGAACAAGUUAAAAAUGCCAAACAAAUUAUGAAGCCGUUUGUUUUGCGUCGUCUUAAAGUCGACGUCUUAAAAGAUAUGCCCCCAAAAAGUGAUGAAGUUAUUUAUUGUUCGAUGACUAAAAAACAAAAAGAAAUGUACAGCAACUUAGUUGCCAGGUUUUCAGCAGAAGCUGGAGAAAGUCUGCAAGUCGAUGGCAUAGGAAUGAUGAUGAAGUUACGGAAGCUUGCGAAUCAUCCACUUUUAGUUCAAGAUUAUUAUAAAGAAGAAAAACUGCGGAGCAUGUCUAAAAGGUUAAUAGGUGAGUCUGGUUGGAAACAAAAAAAUUCUCAAUACACGUAUGAAGAUCUCUUGUGGAUGUCUGAUUACAAAAUUUAUCAACUUUCACGAACUUACAAAAGUUGUGCUGGGUUUGGUUUACCUCAAGACUUAAUACUAAAAUCUGGUAAAUUUAAAAAACUAGACGAACUCUUACCUCAAUUAAAAAACGAUGGGCAUAGAGUUUUGAUUUUUAGUCAAUUUACAAUGAUAUUAGACAUAUUAGAAGAAUAUUUAACAAUUAGGGGACAUAGGUAUCUUCGAUUGGAUGGCCAAACGCCAGUUAUGGAGAGACAAGACUUAAUAGACGAAUAUACUGAAGAUUCCGAGAUAUUCAUCUUUUUGUUGUCUACAAGAGCUGGUGGUCUAGGAAUCAACUUAACUUCUGCCGAUACAGUAAUCAUUCACGAUAUAGACUUCAAUCCGUAUAACGAUAAGCAAGCCGGAGACCGUUGUCACAGAGUUGGGCAAACAAAGCCCGUACGAAUAAUUAGAUUAUUAGGUAAAGAUACCAUAGAAGAGGGCAUGUACAAAAUAACCCAAGAAAAAUUGAAUCUCGAGCAAAAAAUUACCGGCAACGAAGAAAACGAUAAUACGGAGAAAAAGAGUGUCUUGAAACUGUUGAAAAUGAUACUCGGAAUAGAACACAAUAAAUCGUUAUCUCUGUCACCUACCAAAAAUGGUGCGUCCAACGGUUUUACAGAAGACGAUUGAUCGGUGUAUGUGAUAUAGUACUUUUAUUUCUAUAAUUUUCGUGAAGGAUUUUGAUACUUGAAUAUAUAAUCAUGUUAGAAAAUUCAAUGUACAGGAUAAUAAUGUUUGUAAAAAUUUUGAAUUCGAUUUUUAAUUUGUAUAAACGAAUAAUUUACAACGUCUGCGUUAAUUUUACGCUAUAGAUUUCAAGCGCAAUUUUUUCAUUAGCAUGUGACUGAUGAUUACGUCAUUCCUUCAUUUUUAUACUGGCUUUUAAAUUAUUUGUCCGAUAUUGUAUAUGUGUAAUAACUUUGAAUUCCUAAUAUGAAUAAAAUUAUAUUUUUAUACGUAUGAAUCUUCGUAUAACUUCGUGUGUUGUGGAAAAUUAGGCAAAUAAACAAACGAAAAGUUUU
Molecule: messenger RNA, 3103 nt
Organism: Nasonia vitripennis (jewel wasp)
Lineage: Eukaryota; Metazoa; Arthropoda; Insecta; Hymenoptera; Pteromalidae
Gene: Etl1
Product: SWI/SNF-related matrix-associated actin-dependent regulator of chromatin subfamily A containing DEAD/H box 1 homolog
Exons: 12
Coding region: 180-2711 (843 amino acids)
Cellular component (GO): nucleus
Molecular function (GO): ATP-dependent chromatin remodeler activity; ATP binding; chromatin binding
Source: RefSeq, a predicted model, not a curated record